Molecule: messenger RNA, 1416 nt
Organism: Cephus cinctus (wheat stem sawfly)
Lineage: Eukaryota; Metazoa; Arthropoda; Insecta; Hymenoptera; Cephidae
Product: alpha-2-macroglobulin receptor-associated protein
Exons: 7
Coding region: 74-1174 (366 amino acids)
Biological process (GO): regulation of receptor-mediated endocytosis
Cellular component (GO): endomembrane system; endoplasmic reticulum
Molecular function (GO): receptor antagonist activity; heparin binding; low-density lipoprotein particle receptor binding
Source: RefSeq, a predicted model, not a curated record
UUGUCAUUCCUGGGCGCUGGUAGUUUCCGGGAGUGACGUGCAAGGAUAAGAGUUUGACAUUUUGGAGUAAAAAAUGUCAUCUGCGAUUAGAAUGACGCUCGUUAAUGGGUUGUGUUUACUUUUGUUUGUUACUAAUACUAUUGCUGAAAAUAAAUAUUCUGCCACCGCAAACAAACCGAAAGAUGCGGAUAGUUCGAAUCCAUUUCCAGUCUCGUUAAGGGAACUCGAUAGACCUUAUCGCAUAGCGAAAUUGAAUUUACUUUGGGCUAAAGCUAAACACCGUUUAACCGAACCUAAACUACAAUCGUUAUUCAGUGAUUUGAAGAUUCAUGACAAGGAGGAGAUCGUCUUUAAACAUAUUAAGGCUGAUGGAAUGGAUCCAGAAGGUCUUCAAGAAGCAACACUUAGGAAAAAACUUAUUGGUAUUAUGAGUACUUAUGGCUUAUUGGAACACUUUGCUGAAACUGAUGAUCCAGAAUUGCUUAAAAGACACAAAGCUCUUAAUGAUGGAUCUAAUUAUGUGGCCAAAGAUUUGUUUAAGGAUAAGAAAUUAAACAAAUUGUGGGCUAAAGCUGAGGUAGCUGGAUUUACAUCCGAUGAACUCGAUGCAUUAAAAGAAGAAUUCACACACCAUCAAGAAAAGGUAGAUGAAUAUAUGAGUCUUCUACAAAACGUUCAUGAUGGAGAUACUGAUACACUUGAAAACAGCAUUCACGGAAAGGCUGAAAAAUGGAACAUGAUAGAAACUGAGGAGGAGCAAAAUGAUGUUCCUGGAAAAAAUAUGGAUUAUUUGUCCAAAGCAAAUCUGCUCAGGGAGAAACAUUUAGAACUCAGAAGUGGAUUUGAUCGUCUAGAUAGACUAGCCGCAAAGGGACCAAACCAUAAAGAGUUUGUAGAACCUAAAGUACAAGGACUAUGGAGAGUUGCAUUGGAAGCUAAGUUUUCACCCGAGGAACUUGAAUCACUAAAGGAGGAACUCUUACAUUAUGAGUCUAGGUUGCUUAAAUUACGUCAUCUACAUACUGAAGCGGCGCUGGAAGCUGCACGCAAAGGCAAGCCUUACGACUUACAGAAUUCAACAGUGCAGCAACAUAUUAAAAAGCACACAAGGACAGUCGAGAAACUUCACAUGGACAUUGAAACGAAGAUCAUGCAGAAGCAUAUAGAGUUGUAAAAAAUUUUCAUAAGGCAAUAAUACUCAAGCGUCCGUAAUUGGCAGUCAAGUCUUUAUCGUGUAAAUUGUCUAACACACUAACAUGCUUAGUGUUAAAGUGCAAACGUGAUAUUUAGGUUUGCGUAGAAUGUAAAAUAAGAGAAAAGCCAAAACGAUUCCUGUAACAUAUAUACAAAUAUUAUAUAUCAUAAAUCCUUUGUAUUUUUUAAAUUUUAAUGAAUAUAUGAAUGUUAGCACGAAUA